Messenger RNA from Vollenhovia emeryi, 5922 nucleotides. RefSeq names its product alsin (gene Als2). NCBI's taxonomy places the organism in Eukaryota, Metazoa, Arthropoda, Insecta, Hymenoptera, Formicidae. The transcript has 15 exons. The record is from RefSeq and is a predicted model, not a curated record. Bases 944 to 5578 code for a protein of 1544 amino acids.
AUGUAUAUUUCUGCGACUACGGCGACGUUACGAUAAUAUCCCGCGACAAUUUGCAGCCGUUGAAAAGCAACUUCAUGAAAUUGCCGUAUCAGGCAGUAAAGGCUAAACUCGUCGGAAUAGAGCCGAUAAAGGGCGAUGACUGGACACCACACGAUUGUGUCAAAUUUAAGGAGUUAGUACUUGAAAAGAAUUUCGUCUCUAUAAUCGUCGAAUCGGUGUCCGACGAUCUCUCGCCAGUCAAUGGUAUACCAUGUUGGGCUUACGAUUGAUUGACGUCAGUUCAGCUCUAAAUUAUAUAUGCUUCUAUAAUAGAGAAUAAAAAACGUAUGACGUUUGGGCGAAAUACAAAUGUAGGUAAAGCUCCGUAUAAUUCUUUCCAAAUCUUUCUAACGCCCUUACAGAAAUGCGAUAAACUGAUUGGCCACGCGACAAGCAUUUCCACGUUCUGCGUACAAGAAGCAAUUAUAUCUUUUUUUCACCUUGAAUAAAAUAGAGAUAUCGACUGUUAGCUGAAAGGACGGAAGAAAACGAGACAGUAAAAUUCGGCUACAAGGGACAAACGUGUCGAUUCUAAGGUCUCAUGUAAAUCGGUCAUGAAGGAGCGAAGGAAAAAAAACGACAUGCAGUCCUGGCACGAAGGUUCAAUGGGUCCUCCCGUCCCGUGUGUGUGCCGUCGCGUCUAACAGCUGAUAUCAGUAACCAACCCGUGGCCCGUGCCUCGUAUGUCAGUCACAGUAAAAAGAUUACACGUUCAAUCAUGCUGUCCCGCGAGUCCCCCGCGAUACGUUUACGAAAGUGUUUAACGGGGGAACCAUUAUUGCAGAUAAUAUGACGAAAGAGUGGCGUCACUCGCUGGCGGCUAAACAAAGCUCCGUAGAAAGUCCAGAGCGACCCGCGCGUAGGUUAUGCGAGCCACCUCGUCCGUCAGGCCGCGCGCAGCGAGAUGGAUAAGCACCUGCACCUAUGGAGGGGCGCCGACAAGUUGUCCUUCGCGUUCGGCGACAAGCCGAGCGGCGUCGUGUCCAAGUUCGUCACCGUCAAGGACCACGUCUUCGCGGCGACCACGACCAACAACCUCUACCACGGGGAGGUGUCGCACCGCGCGGACGCCUGUCCCGCCCUCGUUUUCAAACGGGCCCAAUUCGACGUCGUCGACCUGGCGACCAACUCCGAGCACCUGUUCGUCGUAAAUACCAGCGGGCACGUGGUGAAAGUAAAUCCUCAGGACAUGAGUGUCGUAGAUUCAAUAGUUCUCAAGGAGGAAGUCAAGUAUUGUAGCCACGGAUACAAAGAGGAUAAUGAAGUGGUAAAGGUGAAAUUCAUAGCGGUCAGCGAUCAAGCAGCAUUAUUUGUUACGGACAGUGGACAGUUAUGGGCUAGCGGCAACCAGUCGCAGAUAGAUAUAAACAGUGCGGAACCGAAGAAGGUGAAGUUUUUUGAAGGGAGAACGGUGUCGGAGAUUGCUUGCGGCUCGAAUUUUAACGUUGCCGCUGUGAGAAAAACCGCCAAGCUCAUGAAAGAUGAUACGGACAGCGAGAACGAGUUGGAGGAGGAGGUCUUCGUUAAUUCCUGUCCGCAGUGUCUUAAUAAUGUUAUGUUAAGCCCUGGAAGUGUAACAUCGUCGGACACGUGUCUGACUGGCCUUCAUGCGCAGCAGUUUAGCGAAGAUCGUUCGACAAAUUCCAUCAGCGCCCUGUCCACUGCCAGCAAAGAGCACAUUUCUCUGCCAGAAAUGGACAAGAAGGAACAGCCGGCUGACAUCGUUGAAAAUGGCGAGGAAUGUCUGAGUAAUUUAGCAGAUUCUGACAAAGACGAGAAACGAAAUGUUAUAUUUAUAAACACGGAGACGGCACGACAAUUUCUAACCAGGCAACUGUCCUGGGUUUCGUCUUACGGAAGCGCCAAGGAAGACAUACCCAUGGAAAGUGUCGAUCGGUCAACGCGAUUGAUAAAGCAAAACGUCUCAAAUAUGGCGAAUUUAGUGUACGAAGGGGUUAAAAAUGUGGGUGGUAAAGUUGUAACCUUAUCUAGACAUAUGAGCGGUAGUUCCGAUAUUAAUGAAUGUAAAGCUGAUAGCAAUGAAAACUUAGAAGAGCACGGGGAUACUUACAUAAAACCUACUGCGACCAGUCUGGCACUGAGCUUACGUUGCGAAGAGUUUCCUUGGUCAUCGAGCACCGGCUCCUCUGAACACGAGUUGUCCCAGCACGGCUUAAAUGAAAGGAUUAAUACGUUAUCUCGUACUGGCAGCAACAUAUUGGGGACGGAACUCUGGACGUGGGGUGAUGUGCAGUACGGGCAAUUGGGGACGGGAGAUAUUAUUAAACGACCAAGGCCAGUAUUAGUGACGAAGCUCAGUCAUACUGGUAUCAGAAAGAUAUCUUGCGGUGCCUUCCACGUGCUUGCUUUAACACUGGACGGCCGAGUAUUUGCAUGGGGUCGCAACAAUCUUAAACAGGUCGCUUUGCACACUACGGUGGAUCAAAGUGCACCUCAGUUGUUCACCACAAAGUUAUCUUCCAACGAGAGAGCGAUCGAUAUGGCAGCUGGCAAUUUCCAUAGUUUAGCAAUGAUGCAUCAUGGUUUAUAUUUCAUGGGGCAAUCGAGUAAAGUUGGUGACAUGUUUCAACUUGACAUACAAAGCAGGGACGAAACAAACAGUCCGAGAGAGAUUUUCAGUUCUGGGCAAUACAGUUGUUGUUCUGUGAUAAAUGAACCGGCAAUAAACGUAUCGGAAGAUUUGAUAAACGAUCAGAUUUUCCUAGAAGAAAUGUUGACUGUUUAUCAGAAUCUCAUCAAGCCGUUUCAAAAGAAAAGCGGCGUGACCCACGAAGCCAAUGUAUAUGAAACACUGUGUCGUUGUUAUGCAGAGUUGAUGCACUUAAGCGUUUUGAACGUCAUAAGCUUAUGGGAUUAUUUUAAUCAUAUUGGAGAAGCAUAUGAAGUCACAAUUGUUGCCAAUAUAGAAGAAUUUACUACAGUAUAUAAAUACUAUUUGAAUGCUAUUUGCGAUGUUAUAUCUCUCGGUGGUUUUAUGCAUAUUGCAAAACUCAUUGAAGUGCCACAAGUAGUAUCAAAUUUGUUUGUACAUAAUUUAAAAAGUAGCGAUGUAAAAAAACAUAGCAAUGAAAUUGUUAUAACAAUGGCAUUACAGCAUCCCUUAUGUACAUUGAACAGAUACAAGAAUAUGAUUCAUAGCUUAAUAAGAAGUAAUGGCACAAAGAUGGGUGUCGAACGAUUACAAGAAGCUCUUAUAAAAUGGGAGCAGGUGCACGAUGAACAAGAUAAACGUCAAAGAGAGGCGGAAGCUACGAAAUCGUUUUGGGAAAGUUCUGGCAAGCUCGGAGAAUCGCUGAGAUCUCCCAAUAGAAGACUCAUUCGAGAAUCAAAAGCGUAUCCGCUCUCGAUCCUUAACUCCGGUAGAUUUUCGUCGCAUUCGUUUGUCCUGCUAACGGAUAUUUUCAUACAUGUCACUGGCACUACACAUACAAUUCAUCCGCUUCAAACGUUAUGGGUGGAACUUUUACCAGAUUCCGAAAAUGUGCAGAACGCUAUAUCGGUUGUUACACCAGAGGAUAAUUUCGUGCUGUACACUCCUACUCCUUCCGAGCGGAAUGAGUGGCUGCAUGCUCUACAAAAUACUAUAAAAUGCAGUUUGCAGAGAGUGAUCGGAAAUGUGCCUCCAUUAGCACGAUCAAGCUCGUUUACUUUUACAAAACAUAAUGUUUUUAAGGAUGCAAAAUAUACUGGACGAUGGUUGAACGGUAAACCACAUGGCUCUGGAAAAUUGGAAUGGUCAGACGGUCGUACAUACGUAGGCCAAUUUCAUAAAGGUGUUAUCCAUGGUACCGGAAAAAUGGAAAUUCCAAUGCAAGGUGUAUACGAAGGCCAGUGGAAAGAUGGUCAGCAAAAUGGAUAUGGAACAAUGAAGAAAUUAAUUAUACAAGAAUAUUUUAGGUACAUUAAUGGAGAUUUUUAUGAAGGAUACUUCAAAGAUGGAUUACCUCAUGGCCACGGUGUCAAAAAAGAAGGCCACUUUAUGGCGUCAGUCGCGUCUGUUUACAUUGGAGAAUGGGCGGCUGGCGUUAAACAAGGUUACGGAAUAAUAGAUGAUAUAAUGACAGGUGAAAAAUAUCUUGGUUCAUGGAGCAACGGCAUGAAACAUGGCAAUGGCUUGAUCGUAACACUUGAUGGCAUUUAUUAUGAAGGUGUUUUUACGCAAGAUGUCUUAACGGGUCACGGAGUGAUGGUAUUUGAGGACGGCACCCAUUAUGAAGGUGAAUUUAAGUCUGCAGGAAUAUUUUGUGGAAAAGGUACACUGACAUUCCGAAGCGGUGACAGAUUAGAAGGCAAUAUGAAUGGUGCAUGGAAUGAAGGUGUCAAAGUUAUUGCCACAUUACAUAUGAAUAAAGCUAGUGGGACAGCGCAAUCUAAUUCGAAACCAGCAUCUUUUGGUAAGCUAUGUGUAUCUCCGGAUCAAAAGUGGAAAGCGAUAUUUAAACAAUGCUACCAACAACUUGGUGUAUCUGAACCAGUCACCAAAAAUUCCAGUUACAAUGAAAAAUCUAUAGAAACGCAAAAAGUAUGGCAAAAUGUGGCUAGUAUAAUAACAAAAUCUCAUCAAAAAACAUUGCAACGAAAAAAGCUGUCUGCCAAUACUUCAAAUACAAAAGAAAAAAGUAGCGAAACUAUCGAUCAACUGGAUAAGAUACCAGGUUUUGGACGAGAUAAGCUCACCAGUCAGACCUACAACGAGGUUCACAAGUACUUGGUAAAAGCUUUCGAAAGCCCGCAUCAUCCGUUGGGCGCGCUUCUGACAGAAGUAGCUGCGGUAUAUACCGCUACUUAUGGUGGAGUAAGAGUACAUCCGUUAUUACUUAGCCAUGCAGUAUCAGAACUUCACAGUAUUACAACAAGAAUAUACGAAAUUGUCCUUCUUUUAUUCCCGGCUCUACCACGUUGUGGCAAAGAGUAUGUCCUUGAAACUGAUAGUGAAGACGAGCAAGUCAUAAGUGCUGCUGCAAUACUUCAUCCAAUAUUACUGCCACGUGUACACUCAGCACUUUUUGUAUUAUACGCCUUACAUAAUAAAAAGGAAGAUGAUGCAUACUGGGAAAGAUUGAUGAAAUGGAAUAAACAACCUGACAUAACUCUGAUGGCCUUCCUUGAAAUUGAUCAGAAAUUCUGGAAAACUGCAAAUGUAAUAAGCAUUUCCGACAAUUCAUUACCAUAUCAACAUGAACCAUAUUUCAGUGAGGCUAUAGAAACUCUGCAGCAACUUAAAACAACUUUCUCGCCUUUAGAAAAGUUAUUAGUGGUUAGAAGUACAUUCGAACAAAUGACACAAGCAGUACAAAAACAACUAGGAUCCGCAUAUUUAUGGACGAUGGACGAACUGUUUCCAGUGUUUAGUUUUGUUGUAGUGCGUGCUAGUGUGUUACAAUUAGGGAGCGAAAUACAUUUUAUUGAAGACUUCAUGGAGCCGUACUUGCAAAAUGGAGAACUUGGCAUUAUGUUCACUACACUUAAGGCAUGCUAUUACCAGAUAUUACAAGAAAAAACAAACAUGGGCGAGUAAAAGCUCCCACAAAUAUAUGGUACAAUGAAAUGAUCAAUAUAUAAGAUGAAUAAGACAUAAAUACGUGAGAAUAAAAUUACACUCGUAAAACAGUAACAAGAAAUAACAUGAAAAUGGACGUGAAAAGUAUGUAUUUGUAUUAUAAUGAACGAAAGUGAUAAUUUGCAUUUAGGAUACAUAAUAUAGGCUUUAUCUUGAUUGCGUAAAGCCAAAGUCAGACGCGAUAAGAAGUGACAUAACAUAUCAGUUCAAUUUAUCAUUAUAAAAUGUAUAUAAGUUAAUUAUUAGUUAAUUCAAUGUUCUACAAAUAACGCUUGCAUAUACAUAAAAAUUGACUUUCAAUA